AUGAGCUUGCACCCUUCCUUCCAAUCAUAUCUCGAGUCAGCCUCCCAAUACCUCCAACCCAACCUGCCCCACCAGGCUCCCCCUCCACCCCCAGCCUCAGUCUUCGAAAGCAUCACCGCUCUCCUUGCGAGUGCGGACACUACAACAUUCGCAACAGCAUUACUCCCACUCCUCGCCCUCAUUUUCUUUAUGAGCCGCAGCUCCUGGGGUGGAGGGCGCUACUCCCCCUUCGCCCACGCCGGUGGCCCUCCCCCUCGUGUCGAGCCAGAAGAUUACCAAUACAUCGUCGAUGAUGAAGCAGAAGCCCGAGCGUAUGCUGGGCAGCGAAAUAACAGCUACGGCUUCCCACCAACUCACCGCCACCCCAGCAGAGCCGAGCCUCCGGAUGUUCUGAUCUUGAAGCACAAAGGCGCUACAUAUCGCCUCCAUUUCCAAGCAUUUGAUAUUUCAGAAGGUGUCCUCAAAGUUGGCGAUCUCCGCCGCACCGCUGCAAAUGAGCUCAAUGUAGAUGAUCCGAGGCGGGUGAAACUGCUCUAUAAAGGCAAAUCUCUACGUGAAGACCGCCGUGCUUGCAAAGACGAAGGCUUGAAGCAGAACAGUGAACUCCUCUGCGUCGUCUCCUCAGACCCGUACCCCAGAGACGAUGGCAACGAAUCCAGCUCCAGCGCGAGCUCAGAGAUGAUAGCGAGUGGACUCGACCCCGGCCCCCGCGUUGACGUCGACGGCACGAUAAUAGACCGCGGCGAGCCCAGGAAACGCAAAGGGCACCGUGCAGGCCGUAAAAAGAAGACUCGGGAUUCGCCCAUCACCUCACCCCGCGACUCAGGCCAUCUCGGCCCCCCCAACGGCGUCCCCUCAUCCACUACCCGCAAUCCAUCCCCUGGUCCUCGCGGUGUCCCGGCUCCAGCGCCACCCCAGCCAACUCAUCCACCGAGAAAACCCUCUACCCCUGCCGAAGCCCUUGCUAUGAUCGCAGAUACUUUCCACGCCACUUUGCUACCGCAAGUGCAUGGUUUCAUGCAGCAUCCGCCAAAGGAUGAGAAGAGUCGGGAUUUCGAGUAUAAGAAGCUGAGCGAGUCGAUACUGACACAGACACUGAUGAAAUUGGAUGGGGUGGAGACGGAGGGGAAUGAGGGGCUUAGGGCGAAGAGGAAGGAAUUAGUCACAGAGGCGCAGGGGUGGUUGAAUGAUAUGGAUCGGAUGAUGGGGAAGAGGUGA
Molecule: messenger RNA, 1218 nt
Organism: Letharia columbiana
Lineage: Eukaryota; Fungi; Ascomycota; Lecanoromycetes; Lecanorales; Parmeliaceae
Exons: 1
Coding region: 1-1218 (405 amino acids)
Biological process (GO): protein stabilization
Cellular component (GO): nucleus; cytoplasm; membrane
Molecular function (GO): protein-folding chaperone binding; adenyl-nucleotide exchange factor activity
Source: RefSeq, a predicted model, not a curated record